Messenger RNA from Malaya genurostris, 1607 nucleotides. Its product is annotated as serine protease grass-like. NCBI's taxonomy places the organism in Eukaryota, Metazoa, Arthropoda, Insecta, Diptera, Culicidae. The coding region runs from base 105 to 1247 and encodes 380 amino acids. The record is from RefSeq and is a predicted model, not a curated record. Gene Ontology annotation, molecular function: serine-type endopeptidase activity. Gene Ontology annotation, biological process: proteolysis. The transcript is spliced from 4 exons.
GCUGUGAUCAGUUCUUUGUGCAGCCUCCGUGCGAUCGGACGUGAAAAUCUCGACUAGAGUGUCACCUGUUUCGAAGUUGUUUUGUUUCGUUUUGUUGAUUUGCAAUGGAGGCUGAUUUAGUGUCAAGAAGUGCGUUCGUUUGUUGGAUGCUAAUUUUCGGUGGUUUAUGGCUAUCCAAUGAGGCCCAGGCACAGAGCGCUCCAUGUCUCACUCCGACACGUCAGGACGGUUUAUGUGUGCCGAUUCACCGUUGUCGGAACAUUUACGAUAUUGUGCAAAAACCCACGCCUCCUUCGACUGGAAUAGCCAAUUAUAUCAAACGUGCUGCGUGUACUCUUCCGGGCGUAGAACGCAGUAUUUGCUGUCAACCACCGGAGGUAGUUCCGGAAACAACGGUGUUGCCCGGUAAGGCGGAUUUGCUACCGAAAGAAUGUGGCCAAUCGGUUAAUGAUCGUAUAGCCUUCGGUAACGCUACUCAAGUAUUUGCCUUUCCUUGGAUGGCUCUACUGCAAUACAACCAAAAUGGAGAAUUAAUAGAUGGUUGUGGUGGUUCUCUGAUCAACAAUCGUUACGUUUUGACUGCUGCACAUUGUAUUAAGACGAGAAGUACUAUUCGACUGGUGCAGGUUCGCUUGGGAGAGCACACAAGAAAUCAGGAUAUCGAUUGCAAUAUCUAUCGAGAUAAUAAUGGGGUGGAAAUUGAACGGGACUGUGCGGAUCCAGUUGAAGAUUAUCAAGUUGAGUCAUUUGAAAUCCAUCCUGAUUACAAUCGACCAAAAUAUAGUAAUGAUAUCGGUUUGAUUCGUCUUGACCGCAGUGUGACGAUGAAAUACCAUAUUAGGCCAAUCUGCUUGCCCGUGACACCGCAACUUCGUUCGAAGCAGUUCGAACGGUACAUUGUAACCGGAUGGGGUACGACCGAAAAUCAAACAGGUUCCCAAGCUUUACUGCAGGCAACUGUGCCACGAGUAAACAACGAUGAAUGCCAGCAGAAAAUGCUCCAGAAUCGGCUUAAUGUGCAGCUUAGUGAUAAGCAGUUGUGCGCUGGCGGAUCAGACAAGGUUGAUACAUGCCGUGGAGAUUCGGGUGGGCCUCUUGUCUUCAGUACGGAUUUCAACGGUCCACGGUUCAUUCAGUUCGGCGUUGUCUCUGCUGGAGUGGACUCCUGCGGCAAGAAGAGCAUUCCGGGUAUCUACUGUCGCGUUGGUAGUUAUAUGGACUGGAUUCUCAAUACCAUAAAGCCAUAACUGAUUAACGACUGUCGACAGGAAAUGACUGCGAGGAGUGGUAGAAAAUCUUAUGUAUGACUUUCUAUUUUCACUUCAUUUGAUUAAUUGCUACCGAAGCAAAACUUGACUUUCUAUCGACUUGUUUCCUAAUAUGUGCUCUUUAUAAUUAUACGAAACGGAGAUUUCAGAAAUACCUAUUUAUAACCUCAUGGAAAGCACUUUGCUUAAACAAAUACUACCGUUCGAUUAGAAGUGUUUCGACACAGUACAGAAACGACUUGUGAAACGAUUCAAAUGCAAGGUUUGCUUCUGUGAAGCUUCCACGAAAGAGUUUGUCAUUUGAGUUCUAAUGAAAUCAAUAAACUGUAUCUUGACUAA